Messenger RNA from Effrenium voratum, 1551 nucleotides. Lineage: Eukaryota; Dinophyceae; Suessiales; Symbiodiniaceae. The record is from the annotation of a GenBank genome assembly.
AUGGUUUGCAAACGAAGCGCCUCAGCUCGCUGCGGGCGCCUUGCGGUCACUUUUCCCUUGCUCUUGCUCUUCGGCUUCCACUGCGUGACCUUCAACAUCCCAAAGCGCAUGCGGGAAGUUGCCCGAGCCAAGGGCAUCAGUGCAAUUGAAUGUUUGCAAGGGGUCAGCGCGGCUGCAGAGGCUUACAGAAAGAGCGACCAGAUCGCUGGACGAACUGACUUCAUCGAAGCGCUGCAGCAGGCUAUGCAAGAAUCAGGCUUGCACCUUCUCAUUGGAGGCAAGUCCCUUGGCAAGACCAAGAUUCUGCGAAAGGUGGUUGAGGCUGUUGGCAAUGAAACUCCGUUGCUCUACAUCAACAUGCGCCUUCCACCCAAGCCUGAGUCAACGGAUGCCUUGGAAUGCCUUCAAGUGAAAGCACAACAAACCUGGAGUGCAAAGAAUGCGCCCGCUUGGGUGGGGAGAUCGGCUAAAGUCAUCAUUGCCCUUGCUCAGGCAGUUGGCAAGGAGAGCUUGAAGAAGGGUGCUGCGGAGGGUGCGGUGGAACUUGCUUUUGCUGAGUUGCUGAAUAUGCCGGAACCGCAAGAGUUUCUCUCGGCUUUUGUUGAUGCAGCAGUGGCAAUGAACAAGAUCCCAACUAUCAUCAUCGACGAAGCCAACGGGGCUUUUCCGAACGGGAAUGGCAACGGAGAGAGCAGUUCCAACAGAGAAGCAGCCUCCCGGGCCCUUGCUACCUUUGUGGCAAUAACAAAAGAAAAAUGCCAGGCUUGUGUCAUCCUGGCUGCCUCCGAUUACGCCUUUCCAUAUGGUCUGGCAAAACUUGGCUUCAACAAGUAUGAUGGCCUUGGGACAAUCGUGAUUCCGGAGGUUGAAAUGGAGCUGAUGCUGGCUGUGCUGACAGAGUGGGGUUUGCCCGGGGAUGUGGCGGAGGAGUUCUAUAUGAACUUCGGCGGCAACAUUUAUCUCUGCCACCAGGCAGUCAAGACCCUUCUUAAACAGUUCAAGCUUGGUGCAGAAGACUCCUUCGACCCCUUCAGCGUACGAGGUACCGAGGGACUGGCUGGUUUGGCCAAAGACCCGCUCACCCGUGAGCAUUUGGAGAACCUUGCACGACAGGGGUGGUCCCCUAUCGAGGAAGGCAGCGCAGAAGAGGAGACGGAGAGCCAGAAGGGCGCCCGCAUCAUCGCCAAGAACUUCGGCGGCGUCAUCAACAGAGAGACGGCCACCUUUUUGGAAGACUUGAAUGGCAUGUUCAGCAACAGAAACACGAAACAGGUGCUCAUCCCGGGCACAAGCUACCUGCGCAACUGUAUCAAGGUUGAACUUCAGGCGUGUGAGCCCAGCAGUGCCUCGCAACCACCCACUGCGGUAUGGGUCCGUCAGCUGAGAAGCCUUGAUGGCAAGGACUUUGAGAUCGUCGGCAACGCAUUCAAAAUCACUGCUAGUGUUUCAGAUGCCCACGCCUCAGCUGCGCCACUUUGCGAAGGAUCUACUUCAGCUUGUUUUGCCAUCAGAAAUGCAGCUGCUCGCUUCGCGAGAAUGUCAGGUGGAUGA